This is a messenger RNA of Myzus persicae (green peach aphid), 3318 nucleotides long. RefSeq names its product dynein heavy chain 1, axonemal (gene sac). Gene Ontology annotation, biological process: microtubule-based movement. The record is from RefSeq and is a predicted model, not a curated record. Gene Ontology annotation, cellular component: dynein complex. The coding region runs from base 1 to 3318 and encodes 1105 amino acids. Lineage: Eukaryota; Metazoa; Arthropoda; Insecta; Hemiptera; Aphididae. The transcript is spliced from 14 exons. Gene Ontology annotation, molecular function: dynein light intermediate chain binding; dynein intermediate chain binding; minus-end-directed microtubule motor activity.
AUGUUGAGGGUUGUUAAUCUUGAACGUUUGAAAAAGUUAUAUGCAACAUUUUCAAUUCCUCAACUAUUGACAGAUUAUGGCAUCGGAGAUAGUGAAUUAGUGCCUCUACCUGUUGAUUCUGAUGUCAUAAUUUCGAAUAAAGAAUAUUUUACACCAUUAUGGUAUUACGAUAAUACCGAAUUCGAUAGUCGAAAUCCUGAUGAAUGGUUAAAAAAAGAUACUAAUGGAAUUAAUUUGCCGGUACCUGCAAUUGUUUACUUGCCUACUAACUCAAAUGAAGAGUUCUCUAUAAACUACGAUUGGACGGAUGCAAAUGUAAUUGAUUAUAAUUCAAAAUUGAAAAUGUAUUCAGUUGUUAUAUUGAAUAACAAUUCAACCAAAGUAUAUACCGAAAUACCUAGAAUACAAAUACACUUUAAAGGAGAAGAUCCUAGAGAAUUUGUGAAGAGAAUCAAAUAUGCGAUCUCAAGGCGGGCUUAUUGUGAAGAUAUUUAUAAGUGGACUAUGUAUCUUAAUAAAGUUCAAAUUGAUAAACAUCUCAAGAAUAAUUCAGACGUAUUAUCAGAUGGAACAAUUAAAAAAAUAUUAAGUCUAAUAUUCAACAAUCAAAAAAUGAAUAAAAUGAACAAAGAUAAAAAUAUCGUUGUUCAACAAAUUAAUUCAAUUUUUCAAGAAUCAUGCCUAUCUUUUAGGCUUCAGUUAUUAAAAUCUAUGACCAAAGACCAUCACAGUAGUCUGAAAAUACCAAAUUUUCGUUUUGAACACUUCAUAAAAAAGCCUAGUAUGAAUUAUACAAUAAUGAGUACAAAAGAAAUAUUUAUAAAUGCAAGAGAAGAAUUUAAUAGAAAAAAAUUAUUAGAAUUACCUGAAGUUUUUAAAGCUCUUUGUGAGUCUAACUCAGAAAACAUAUUUAUAAAAGAUACACAACUGUUAUUCACUGUUUUCCCAGUCGCUGUAACACUAAAAGAAUUUGAAACAAUACAGUUAAAAAAUAUUUUUGAAACUUUUAAUUUGCUUAAGAACUAUUGGACAAAAGAAGUUACUUUCAGAUGUUAUGCAGCUUUAAAAAAUAUAAAAAAUUGUUGGUUUGAUAUUGCAACAAGUAAAAUUCAGACUUAUGAAUCAUCAAUCAACAAAUUGCGAAAAUUGAUGACACUUAUUAAGUAUAUGAUGGAAGAACGUCUAAGACUAGUAGUGAUAAGAUCAGCAAAAUUGUAUGCUUCACUAAUCGAGCAACCUUGCAUUCCAAUGAAAGAUCUUAAUGAUGAUUUUGUGUGGGGCAGUGAUUUGAAUAAAUCACCAUUUGGUGAAUGCGCAACUCCAUUAUUUUCAACAAUACUCAAUAUGAAUGAAAGUGGAGCAUAUUACUCUAUUGAUCCAGAUACAUUUGAACCUGUUAUUGUAAGUUUAUUUAAACGUGUGGUACUUGAAAGCCACGAGAUACCAGCUAUUCAUCCAUAUUUACUCACGAACAUGACAUUUGCCGAAAAACCAUACUUAACCUCAAUAGGGCUUAUUGAACCCAAAAUCACUGAGCUACAAUCUUCUAUUGAAAAUAGUAUUCGCUUAGCUAUUAUUCCAUUAAAAGCAUACUGUAAAGAAUUCCAUAUCCAUUCACGUUUAUUUAAUACGGAUAUCGAGUCAUAUGUAAAGACAUUUUUUGAUGGUAAUCCAUCACUAAGUAGAAUAAGAGAAGAAAUAUCAAUGCAAAUAAAAAUGAAGUUACAACUAGAGAAGACAUUUCCAGAGACUAUUACUAUUGGACUAUUUUUAAUAAACACCAAAUCAUUGAAACAUUUGUUGGUAAGAAAACGGAUUGAUUUAGCAGACUUAACUAUGAAAACACAUGCUAGUUUAACAACUGAGAAAAUAGAAAUAUGCUGUGCAGAAUACAAAAGAAUGUAUCUGAGGCUUAUUGAAGUUCCGACAUCAAUAGAACAAGUGUUUGAAAUAAGAGAAUUUAUAGAUACCUUGCCACUUUUAAUUAGCUAUCAGUUUGAAAUCGUAAGACGAUUAUUAAAGGAUAUGGAAAUGUUGGAUACUUUUUUGUGGAUAGUAGAUGAUGAACAGUUAAAAUUAAAAUAUGACUCCCAAAUUUGGCCUUAUAAGAUUGAGCUAAGAAUAAAAGAGUCAUUGCAAAGUAUAGCAACCAAUAUUGAACAAUUUGAGAAAAUUCAAUUCGAAGAUGAAAUAUUAUUACAAGAUAAUGUGGAAUACUUAAGUAGUGUUAUUUUAAAAUUAACUAUUGAAAAUAGUUUGUCAAAAGUAAAUGAGAUAGCGGUAGAAGUUAACAAAAAUUGGAAACUAAUUAAAGAACUUCAAAAAACUGGUCGAACUUUAAACCUAAGACAAAAACUUUUUGGUCAUACGAUAACACCCUUCGAUAAUGUAGAGCAUUUGGUGGACGAAUUUCAACCAUAUAAAACAUUAUGGCUAAGUGCUUCAGAGUUUUUUAAAUUACAAAAUGCUUGGAUGCAAAAUCCAUUGGCAAAUAUAGAAAAAUCUACUCUAGAACCUUUGUUAAACAAUUUACUAAAUAUUGCCACAAAAUCUGUUGAACAAUUUGCUGAAAUACCUGGCACUUUGAGCGUAGCUAAUGAAAUAAAAACACAAAUUGAACAGUAUAUACCCAUGAUACAUUUAUUGAACCAUAUACUAACUCAAGGGAUGAAGCAAAGGCAUUGGGAUGCAUUUUUUGAUAAAACUGGAGUAAAAAUUACAUUAUCAUCAACGCUGACUUUUAAAAAAUGUUUGGCAUUGGGUGUUCAAAACUAUAUAGAAGAGGUAAAACAAAUAUCAGACAAUGCUUCUAAAGAAUAUAUGAUUGAAAUUGCUUUGAAUAAAAUGAUGGACGAAUGGAGUGGUGUAAAGUUACGAUUGUUGCCUUAUAAUGACAAAGAAAUUUAUAUUUCAACAAUAUCAGAUAAAGAAUUACAAAUGCUUGAUGAUCAUAUUUUGGAUACUCAACAACUAUCAUUAAGUUCAUAUAAAGGAAUAUUUGAAGAACCAUUAACUAAAUGGGAGGAUGAAUUAAGACUUUCAAAAGAUGUUAUUAAAGAAUGGAGUGAAUUUCAAAAGACAUGGGCGUAUUUAAAACCAAUAUUUGAUGAUCCUAUAAUUAAAGAACAAUUACCGGUGGAAAAUAAAAAGCUCAACUUAGUUGAACGAAUAUGGGGACGAAUAAUGAAAAUCACUUUGAAUAAACCUUGGGUUAUGAAGACUUGUCCGGAUAAAAGAUUAUUGGACCAACUAAUCAAUGGCAACAUUCAACUAAAUAAAGUUCAAAAAGCACUUGAAUUAUUUUCUGUGGUCCAGUAA